This is a messenger RNA of Dipodomys spectabilis (banner-tailed kangaroo rat), 990 nucleotides long. Its product is annotated as extensin-3-like. The transcript has a single exon. Lineage: Eukaryota; Metazoa; Chordata; Mammalia; Rodentia; Heteromyidae. The record is from RefSeq and is a predicted model, not a curated record. Bases 1 to 990 code for a protein of 329 amino acids.
AUGACCACUCCUGGCCUCCAUCACCACUCCUGGCCUCCACCACCACUCCUGGCCUACAUCACCACCCCUGGCCUCCAUCACCACCCCUGGCCUCCAUCAUUACUCCUGGCCUCCAUCACCACCCCUGGCCUCCACUACUGCCCCUGGCCUCCAUCACCACUCCUGGCCUCCAUCACCACUCCUGGCCUCCAUCACCACUCCUGGCCUCCAUCACCACUCCUGGCCUACAUCACCACCCCUGGCCUCCAUCACCACCCCUGGCCUCCAUCACCACUCCUGGCCUCCAUCAUCACCCUGGCCUCCAUCACCACUCCUGGCCUCCAUCAUCACCCCUGGCCUCCAUCACCACUCCUGGCCUCCAUCACCACUCCUGGCCUCCAUCAUCACCCUGGCCUCCAUCACCACCCCUGGCCUCCAUCACCACUCCUGGCCUCCAUCAUCACCCUGGCCUCCAUCACCACUCCUGGCCUCCAUCACCACUCCUGGCCUACAUCACCACUCCUGGCCUCCAUCAUCACCCUGGCCUCCAUCACCACCCCUGGCCUCCAUCACCACUCCUGGCCUCCAUCAUCACCCUGGCCUCCAUCACCACCCCUGGCCUCCAUCACCACUCCUGGCCUCCAUCAUCACCCUGGCCUCCAUCACCACUCCUGGCCUCCAUCACCACUCCUGGCCUACAUCACCACUCCUGGCCUCCAUCAUCACCCUGGCCUCCAUCACCACCCCUGGCCUCCAUCACCACUCCUGGCCUCCAUCAUCACCCCUGGCCUCCAUCAUCACCCUGACCUCCAUCACCACCCCUGGCCUCCAUCAUCACCCUGGCCUCCAUCACCACUCCUGGCCUCCAUCAUCACCCUGGCCUCCAUCACCACCCCUGGCCUCCAUCACCACCCCUGGCCUCCAUCAUCACCCUGGCCUCCAUCACCACCCCUGGCCUCCACUACUGCCCCUGGCCUCCACUACUGCCCCUGGCCUCCAUCACCACCCUGA